Erigeron canadensis is the source of this 2008-nucleotide messenger RNA. Its product is annotated as pentatricopeptide repeat-containing protein ELI1, chloroplastic. Gene Ontology annotation, molecular function: zinc ion binding; RNA binding; protein binding. The coding region runs from base 49 to 1914 and encodes 621 amino acids. Gene Ontology annotation, biological process: RNA modification. Lineage: Eukaryota; Viridiplantae; Streptophyta; Magnoliopsida; Asterales; Asteraceae. The transcript has a single exon. The record is from RefSeq and is a predicted model, not a curated record.
CCCUUUCUAUGGCUUGCUGAACCCAUACCUUGAAACCAAACCGAAACAAUGUCAUCAAUUCCGUUCUCCUCCGCCACCACCACCACCACCAUCCACCAUCCACCACAUUCACCGGAAUCACUCGCAUCACUAAUCACAACCUCCAAAACCCUCAAACAACUCACCCAAAUCCACGCAUUUUCAAUCCGCCACAACUUUAACAACCACCCUUCUGUAAACUUCAAACUCCAACGCUCUUACUCCUUUUUUAACCGUCUAGAUUUAUCUUUUAACCUUUUUAACCGCACCCGCAAACCCAAUGUGUAUUUCUACACUUCCAUGAUACACUCUUUAGCAGUAAAUAACCUUCAUUCUGAAGGAAUGGAAUUAUAUAUACAAAUGAUGUAUGCAACUGUUGAACCAAAUGAAUUCACAUUUUCAGCUGUUUUAAAGGGAAGUGAGCUAAAACAUGGAAAAUUGAUUCACACCCAUGUGAUAAAAUACGGUUUUGAGGGUAAUAUGCACGUCAGAACAGCUCUUGUUGAUGUUUAUUCACGAGGUAGCGAUUUGGUAAAUGCACGUAAACUGUUUGAUAAAAUGCCUGAAAGAAGCUUGGUAUCUUUAACCUCUAUGAUAACCGGGUAUGCUAAUCACGGGGAGAUAGUACAAGCGCGGGCUCUGUUUGAUGGAAUGGUGGACCGGGAUGUUGUAUGUUGGAAUGUGAUGAUUGGUGGGUAUGUUAAGUUCGGAAAACCGAACGACGGAUUAACACUUUUUAGAGAAAUGUUGCGAAUGAAGAUGAAGCCUAAUGAAGUUACGUUGGUUUCGGUUUUAUCUGCUUGUGGACAGCUUGGUGUGUUGGAAUCGGGCAAAUGGGUUCAUUCUUAUAUGGAGAAUAAUGGAAUGAAAAUGAAUGUUCAUUUGGGUACUGCUUUGAUUGAUAUGUAUAGCAAAUGUGGUAGUUUAGAAGACGCACGAGUUAUCUUCGAUAAGCUUGAGAAUAAAGAUGUCGUUGCUUAUAAUUCGAUGAUUAGUGGUUAUGCAAUGCACGGGUUUUGCCAAGAAGCUUUGUUGUUGUUUAGCAACUUGUGUAGUAGGAUGCAUAUACGACCUACGGAUAUAUCAUUUAUAGGAAUCUUGAGUGCUUGUGCUCAUUCGGGUUUGGUUUCAAUUGGAAAGGGUAUAUUUCUUUCAAUGAAAAGGGAAUACAGAGUUGAACCAACGAUCGAGCAUUAUGGAUGUAUGGUUAACCUACUUGGUCGAGCUGGUUAUCUUGAACAAGCAUAUGGGCUUGUCAAGAACAUGAAGGUUAACCCUGAUCCAGUCAUUUGGGGAACUUUGCUAGAUUCAUGUACCCUUCAUAAAAACGUGCUUCUAGCAGAAGAGAUCGUUAAGUUUUUGGUAGAUCAUAACCUGGCAAAUUCGGGCACUUAUAUUCUUCUUUCAAACUUGUAUGCUGCUACUUCAAAUUGGGAUGGGGUGGCCCAAAUGAGGACCAUGAUGAAAGACCAUGGGGUUUACAAAGAGCCUGGAUGUAGCUCGAUUGAAGUGCAUAACAAGAUGCAUGAGUUUGUUGCAGGGGACAUGAAACACCCGAAUAGUAAAGAGAUAUAUAAGAUGUUGGAGGAGGUGAACGGGUGGCUUAAGGCUCAUGGUUAUCGUCCACAAACUGAUAUCGUGUUACAUGAUUUUGGAGCUAGGGAAAGAGCAAGAUCGUUAGAAGUUCAUAGUGAGAAACUUGCUAUAGCAUUCGGGCUUAUUAGUACUAAGCCUGGAACUAGUAUCAAGAUUGUGAAGAAUCUCAGGGUUUGUUUGGAUUGUCAUGAAGUAACGAAGUUGAUCUCGAUGAUCACUAAACGUAGAAUCAUUGUUAGAGAUCGAAAUCGGUUUCACCAUUUUGUGGAUGGUUCUUGCUCUUGUGGGGAUUAUUGGUGAUUAGAAGUUAGAACUGGGCAUAUUUUAUAUGAUUAAAAACCUGUACAUUAAAAUGCCUAAAGCUACAUAAUAUCAAUGUGUGUAUUUCAGCCAA